Molecule: messenger RNA, 633 nt
Organism: Myotis lucifugus (little brown bat)
Lineage: Eukaryota; Metazoa; Chordata; Mammalia; Chiroptera; Vespertilionidae
Gene: RSPO4
Product: R-spondin 4
Exons: 5
Coding region: 1-633 (210 amino acids)
Source: RefSeq, a predicted model, not a curated record
AUGAGCCUGCUGGGUAGUCAGGGCAUCAGCACUGUGUUCCUCCAUAUGAGCCCGCUGGGUCAGUCAGGGCAUCAGCACUGUGUUCCUCCAUAUGAGCCCGCUGGUACGGCAAAGUGUGUGCAUGACUGUCCCCACGGCUAUUUCGGCGUCCGUGGCCAGGAGGUGAACAGGUUGCAGAAGGGCGGCCCUGGCUCUGUUACAGAAUGUGGGACCACGUGCGAGAGCUGCUUCAGCCAGGACUUCUGCAUCCAGUGCAAGAGGCGGUUUUACCUGUACAAGGGAAAGUGUCUGCCCACCUGCCCACUGGGCACGGCAGCCCAGCAGAGCACGCGGGAGUGCCAGGAGGAGUGUGAACUGGGCCCCUGGGGCAGCUGGAGCCCCUGCAUGCAUCACGGGAAGACCUGCGGCUCGGCCUGGGGCCUGGAAACCCGGGUACGAGAAGCCGGCCACGCGGAACAGGAGGAAGCAGCAACCUGCCAGGUGCUGUCAGAGUCGAGGAAAUGUGCCAUCCGGAGGCCCUGCCCAGGAGAGAGAAACCCCAGCCCGAAGAAGGGCCGGAGAGACCGGCGCCCGCGCAAGGACAGGAAGACGGACCGCCAGCUGGACGUGAGGCCCCGCCGGCCGCAGGCCUGA